CUGCGGAGUCCAUUUUGUUGCAGUCGUUCAGAACGUAGUCGGGAGGAGCGAAGACCUAGCGGAGCUAGAGCGUAGACAAAGCGGAGACAGACCAGAGACAGAACUUCAGAGUCAUCCACGAAGUUAAGAUCUCUCGUUGGAGAUACAGUCCCUGUAGUUCUCAGUUCUCUCGUUCCGAGGCGUUGAGGCUCCCAGCGGACCAGACCCGAGCAGGAAGUCGAGCUCGGCCUCCUGAGCACCGUGCCCGGCCUGGUCAGGUUGAUGUUGAGCAGCUCUCCGCGGCCCAUGAGCAGCGCACCCCGGCGGACAGGUAGACCCAGGACGAGGACCUGGAGCCCGACUAGGAGGAGACACCUCAGCUCCGGCAGCUCCACCAGCAGCACCACAACACAGAGGUGACGUCUAGUCUGACAGCCAUGGGAGGCGGAGAGCGCUACAACAUUCCAGUGUCACACCCUGAACGCCAGCUGCCAAAGAAGACCAAGCAGAGGGGGCGGGACCAGAGCGUGGUCAUCGCCGUGGCAGCGGCCGCGGGCAUCAUGGGCGGCCUUCACAACCACCGGCGGGGCGACAAGAACCCCGCCUACCCCGGCUCCCUGGAGGCGCGGCAGGCCGCGUCGGCCGAGAAGAAGGGGGCGUCGGUGCGCUUCGCCGCCAGCUACGACCACAACUGGGAGGGCGCCGUGUCCCACCUCAACACGCUGCUCGCCGGACAGGGGAGCCCAAAGUUCGCCGGACCCAAGUUCAGCGAGCCGCCCUCCCCCAGCGUGCUGCCCCGGCCCCCCAGCCACUGGGUGUCCUUCCCCAUGCGCUCCGGCGACAGCCGCGAGCUCAUGGCCUUCCAGCUCAAGAGCCUCCUCAAGGUUCAGGCCUGAGGCGGACUCACCUUUGACCUUUCACCCCCCCCCUCCCCUCCCUUUUAGUUCGACACACCAACGCAAUGAACUGAGGCUCCGUGGGGGGGGCCGUCGCCCGGUAGCAACGCAGCGGCGCCUAGCGGUCCGGGGGACUAUCAGGGCGUGGGGGGGCAUCGGGUUCACAGCCCAGUGCGACCCCCAGCGCCCGCUGGUCCACACCCGGGCCGCUACCGCUCUGCUGCCUUGCUGCUGGGCGACGGCGCCCCCGCGGAGUCUGUUUCCCUAACGGACGAUGGACUGGGUCCCCUUUGUGCUCCUGCUCUUCUGUUUUGUUUUGCUGAGGCCCCUCAUUGGAGGCGUGGAGGCUCUGACGCUCAUCCACACGUAGCAUUUACGUCCCCGCAUACCCAGCUCAGCUCGUAUGUUGACCUUUUAUUUUUGACCCAGUUAUUUUGUUUUGACUUGUACCUUUAUUCUGAAAAGACACUUAACAGGGAUGGGAGAGAUACAGGAGGAGGGGCUUGCGUAUCAUGAGGUCCAAUCAGAACCCCCGGUACCAUUGCGCCGGGCCUGCGACCUUCAACUCUUGUGUUAUUUUUAAAAAUGCGCUGUGCGCAAUGCACUCUGGGAGUUGAGCUCGCACCCGGGCUGAGUCCUCACAGCUCAUUAUUCUGUGUGUGUGUGUGUGUGUGUGUGCGUGUGUGUGUGUUCCGCCGUCUCUUGAGGCGGUCGGGCGGGGGGGUCCUAGUGCCAUAUCGAACCCCGGCCAUGACCAGAACCCCGUCUCCCUGCCCCUCCCGCUCCGUCGCCAUGGCAGCAGCGUGGCGCCUGCGGAGGUCAGCGGCCUUCGGGCCGCUGGGCUGCGCUGCUGCUGAGGCUUACUGGGGCAGGCGGGGGGGUAGUGGGAGACGACCCCGGACCCUGUUGGAGGGCAGCCCCCCCCCCUGAUGUGUGGUAUGAAAGACCAGAAAGAGUGAAUAGUGUGGCCAUCCACAAAACGUACAGAUUCUCACUGCCGCCCCCCCCCUUCUCUUGCACUGCAAUCAGACGCGUGGGGCGUAGACUAUCCCCCCCCCGGGGGUCUCUGGUCUGGUGAGCCCCCCAUACACCCCUCCUCUCCACCCCUUCCCCCUCCAGACAGCAGCUGUAGUCCGCCCCGGCUGGCAGAACAAAGUACCAGAGCACGAGCUCCGAAGAGCCAUGUAUAUAUUGAAAUGUAUAAAAAUACUUGUAGCAUAUGUACAUUAUGCAGGGGGUUUUCUUCCGCCCUGCGUGACAAAGUAUUUUUAGUAAUAACACUGAAUGUACGGCGCUACGACGCGCCUCUACUUCAAAUGCUGAGUUAUUUUUGUUAAAAAAAAGAAAAUCCUUUGCUCUGCACCCGUCACUGGUCUCUCUCCAGUGGUCUGCACUGGUCUCUCUCCAGUGCUCUGCACAUGUGUUAUUUUCUACAGUGUAGGGUCAUGAUGCAGGAGGUGCAAGAUGAGCUGAUCUAAACCGUAAACCAUUCGACCUCUUCUCGGAGACUUUUGCAUGUAUGACCGCCCCAGACCUGUGGUUAUGAUUCUGCUGAUUUUACCCGUAUUUUAAUCCCGUAAUUUUAAUCGCCCUGACCCCCUUAAUGUUGAGACCCGUGUCUCCCCCUAUUGGAAAGUUUCUAAAUGCUCUUGCCCUGUAAUAGAAUUCUAAUUUUAACGUCGUUGUUGUCCACUACUUGAAGGUCAUUUUUAAUACGCCAAAUGUGUUGGCUGUUUAACCACAACAGCCAACGGUAGGUAAACUUAAGCCUGAUUUGCACAGUAUUGUAAUGUUAGUCUAAUGCCCCCCCCCCCUUCAGUAUGCUGAAGGGUUCUUAUUUUGUACCUGAAACGCCACAUUCAAUCCUGUUUACCUCCGCUAGCUGAUGACUGACUGUGGUGAUUCAUGUGUAACUGGCCGUCCUCGCUGACAUGUUAAUUGUAUUGAGAAAUGUCUGUCAUGCAUGCAAAAGUCUCAACGAAUUUAGAAAAAAAACAAUUGGCUGUUAAUUUGUCCCCCCCUUGUCCGAAGUCACCGAUUAUGAGAGAUGUUUGCCCACCAUGUACAAUUUGGCUUUAAUUCGAAAUGUGAACGAAAUGCACUAUUAGUUUAAACAAAUAUUUAUCCCAAAAAAAUAAAUCCUUCCCUUACCCCCUAA
Messenger RNA from Gadus morhua (Atlantic cod), 3033 nucleotides. It is a transcript of the gene pnrc2, whose product is annotated as proline-rich nuclear receptor coactivator 2. NCBI's taxonomy places the organism in Eukaryota, Metazoa, Chordata, Actinopteri, Gadiformes, Gadidae. The record is from RefSeq and is a predicted model, not a curated record. The coding region runs from base 417 to 875 and encodes 152 amino acids. The transcript has 3 exons.